GAGGGAAGGGGCCCCGUUGGUCGGUCUGGAACGAGGCGCCGCCGGCCCGGUCCGCGCCGAGCCGUUGCCAUGGCAGCCGCUGCCGGGGGCGCGGACGAGGAGCCUCGCUCCGGCCGCUCGAGCUCGGACGGCGAGUGCGCGGUGGCCCCGGAGCUGCUGACGGCCCCCUUCUCCUUCGCCGACUGGGGGGCCGCGCUGGGCAGCGGCGCGGCCCGGCCCGGCCCGGCGUCCGACGGAUCCCAGUCCCCGCUGCGCUACCUCCACGUCCUGUGGCAGCAGGACUCCGAGGCCCGCGAUGAGCUCCGUUGCAAGAUCCCCGUCGGCCGGCUGAGGCGCGCCAGGCCGCACCGGCGGCUCGGGCCCACCGGCAAGGAGGUGCACGCUCUGAAGAGGCUGAGGGACUCGGCCAACGCGAACGACGUGGAAACAGUGCAGCAGCUGCUGGAGGAUGGCGUGGACCCCUGCGCUGCUGACAGCAAGGGCCGCACGGCCCUGCACUUUGCCUCUUGCAACGGGAACGACCGGAUCGUGCAGCUGCUCCUGGACCACGGGGCCGAUCCGAACCAGCGGGACAGGCUGGGGAACACACCGCUGCAUCUGGCGGCCUGCACCAACCACGUGCCUGUCAUCACCACCCUGCUUCGAGGAGGUGCCCGGGUGGACGCCCUGGACCGAGCUGGCCGCACGCCCCUGCACCUGGCCAAGUCCAAGCUGAACAUCCUGCAGGAGGGCCACUCGCAGUGCCUGGAGGCUGUGCGGCUGGAGGUGAAGCAGAUCAUCCAGAUGCUGCGGGAGUACCUGGAGCGCCUGGGGCGGCACGAGCAGCGGGAACGGCUGGAUGACCUCUGUACCCGCCUGCAGAUGACCAGCACCAGAGAGCAGGUGGACGAGGUGACCGGUCUCCUGGCCAGCUUCACCUCCCUCAGCUUGCAGAUGCAGAACAUAGAGAAGAGGUAGCAGCGGCCCCCUGCCCUCGCUCGGCCACCACCCACCACCCACCCUCGGCUCCAGACACAGCCAAAGCCCGGUCUCCGUCCCCACCCCCCACCCCCAGUGUGGAGUGGCCCGUCAGGCCCUCACCCUCACCUGCAGAGGCUAACCCCAGAGCCUCUUUCCUCCACGGCCCACAGCCGCUUCCUCUGCUCCCGCAGCGCCAGGCCAGCGUCCGGCCACCUGCCGCCCUAGGAGGCCCGCCCAGGCCCAGCCUCCUCUCUGUCUCCCUUCCCGGCCACAGGCCUCUUUGCAGCCAGCGGGGUACAGGCUUGGGGUAAGCACACGGCAGCCCUGGGGGCUGCAGUGGGGGCUGUUGGGCUGGCCCCAUGCUGUCAGCAGCACCGGCCACCUGACAUUCAAGGAGAUCCAGUGGUAGGCUGCUCUGGCCGCUGCAAAGGCUGAGUGAAGCCCUGACCUUCACAAUGCUAGGUCAGGAAGGUCCUUGUGGAACCCCAAGUGGGAACCCCCUAACUCAUUUGGUCCCAGGCCUGAGACUCCAGAGGACUAUCGUAGGUGUGCUAGAUUGAAUAAAGGCCCCCUCCCCACUGAGAAGCCCCUAUACUCUAAUCCCAGGAAACCAUACAUGUUACACGGCAACAGAGACCUGGCGGUCUGUGUUUGUUGAGGGUCUCAAGAUAGUGUGUGGUGUCCUGGACUCCCCAGGUGGCCUGCCGUCACCACCGAGUCCUCCUAAGAGAAAGGACUCGGAGCCCCGAGGAUGGAUGGAGGAUGGAGGUGGCAGCAGAUGGGGGCGAGGGCGGAAGAGGGGGAGCCAGGGCUUCAAGAAGCCAGGAAACUGGCCAUCCCCCUUGAAGCCCCGCCCCUCCUCCCACUCCACCUCCAAGAAGCCUGCCCACCAGCCUUGGCUUUGUCCAGGGGAGAGGGGGCCUUGCAGGCACCCCCUGCAGACUGUGAAAGAAGAAUAAACUUGUGUCUUAAUCCA
This is a messenger RNA of Echinops telfairi (small Madagascar hedgehog), 1936 nucleotides long. RefSeq names its product ankyrin repeat domain 54 (gene ANKRD54). NCBI's taxonomy places the organism in Eukaryota, Metazoa, Chordata, Mammalia, Afrosoricida, Tenrecidae. Bases 70 to 957 code for a protein of 295 amino acids. Gene Ontology annotation, cellular component: cytoplasm; nucleus. The record is from RefSeq and is a predicted model, not a curated record. The transcript is spliced from 8 exons. Gene Ontology annotation, biological process: regulation of protein kinase activity; regulation of intracellular signal transduction. Gene Ontology annotation, molecular function: protein binding; protein kinase regulator activity.